UUGUUGUCAGGCGGUGACUGUUCAUCGUUCGAGCUAGCUAAACUGAUCCGUUUUAAAGGAGGAAAACGUAAAGGGAAAACAACAUAAAAUGAUUAGUAUUACGUUUUGACGCAGCCGAAUCAUCCCGAAAGUGGGAUCAGUAGCAGAUUGAGUCGAACAAGUCAGUCGCCAUAAGAGGAAGUUUGACAGAACGAGGAGAGUACACAUGUCGUCUGCAGCAGAGACAGUGGAAAAUGCCUCCAUCAUUUCAGAGAGUGUGGCCCAUGACGGAAACCGCUUGUGGAUAGGCAACAUCGACCCCAAAAUCACAGAGUAUCACCUGGUGAAGUUGUUGGAGAAGUUUGGCAAAGUGAAACAGUUUGACUUCCUGUUCCAUAAGUCCGGGCCUUUAGAGGGACAGCCACGGGGCUACUGCUUUGUCAACUUCAGUACCAGAGAGGAGGCAGAAAGGGCGAUCCAGUGUUUAAAUGGGAAGCUAGCUUUGUCCAAGAAGCUGGUCGUGCGCUGGGCGCACGCACAGGUGAGGAGGUUUGAAGGUUUCCGUAACGACAAGAUGAAGCCUCCGAGCUUGGAACCGUCGUGCAGUGGUGCAGCAGAGGAAGGACCCGUAACAACAAAUCACCUCAGUACGAGUGCUAAGAUCCGCGCCAUCGAGGCCAAGCUCCAGAUGAUGGAGGAGAAUCCAGAUGAUGACUACUCGGGCCCGUCGGCCUACGUUUACAACAAACCGCCAGAGCGGAAACGCUGGGAGCCCUACUCUAAAUCACACCACAAUAACCAGAGUAGGCCCUUCCGCAAGUUUCGGAGAUGACCCCAUCCUCCUGCGCAUUCUGGAGAUCCCCCACCACCACCACCACCACACCCCAGCCACCACCUACACACAAACAGACUCUACACUUGAUACGAUACAGACUUUACACUACUUAUCUGGGAAUAAAAGAUUUUUGAAGUUGUCCAAAAUACUUUCGGAAGCUGGACUCUUUGGGGAGUAAUCACAGCAAUCAAGGACAAGUACCUGAAGUGUUUUUAGUUAUUUUGGGUUACAGUAUCAUUAGUUAUUGUUUAGGCUAAAGUAUACCCCAUACCUGACUGCUGUGCAGGUUUGGUCCCUCAUCAGUCUGCUUUCUCACUUUUGCAGAGAUGUAACGCAGGUGAAUCACACGGCUGUGAGUCAUGUGAUGCAUGGUUGCUAUAGGAAAGAGAAAUGUUCUAUUAAAGGGGUCUAAAUGUGGAUUCCCUUGUUGUUAUUGACAUGUGUUUUUGCUUUCAGAUCAUAUUAUUUAAAAGAGAAAAAAAAUUGAUGGCCUUUUCAGUGUUUGUCUUUAUUCAAGACAUCAACGAAAGAGAAAGGAAAAAAUUUAUAACAGGUUUGUACUGUAUUGUAUUGUAUUCCUUUCUCUUUUACUAAUAUUUUUUCUUUUUUGGAUCCAAUUUUUAUACGACUGGUCAGAUUCCUUUUAUUAACUUUCGUGUGGUGUGUAGUGUGGUAUUUCUCUUGCUACACUCUAUUUUAAUUUUUCAAUUAAAAGAAAAAUUCAGUAUCUCA
Molecule: messenger RNA, 1546 nt
Organism: Toxotes jaculatrix (banded archerfish)
Lineage: Eukaryota; Metazoa; Chordata; Actinopteri; Toxotidae
Gene: rbm18
Product: RNA binding motif protein 18
Exons: 6
Coding region: 206-811 (201 amino acids)
Molecular function (GO): RNA binding
Source: RefSeq, a predicted model, not a curated record